GCCGCGGCUUCCGGCGCGCUGCGCUCGGACAGUAGGGGGCGCGCAUAUGGUGUUCCUCGGCCAGCUCGGCACCUUUGGGGGCUGUGCGGCCCGGUGUGACUAGAAGGAAAGUGGAGCAAGAAGCCUAGCCUGAGGGGUAGCUCUUACCCCUCUGACCGAGGUCCUGCCGCUUUCGCCGCUAAGAGCCUCCUUCUCCUCCGGACCUAGUGAGUCUGAGCGCCCCGGCGGCCUGGGCCCGGCGAGUGGAAUGGUUUCCGAGGCCCAAGGCGUCGGGCUUCCGCGCGCCCCGUGACGGGAACUAGGGAGCCUCGAGGGACGGCUCCCUCACCCACCCCGCCGACUCCAGGCGCGGCAAACCCCAGUUAGUGAGCAGCAGGCAAAUGUGCAAUACCAGCAUGUCUGUGUCUACUGAUGGUGCUGUAAGCACCUCACAGAUUCCAGCUUCGGAACAAGAGACCCUGGUUAGACCAAAGCCAUUGCUUUUGAAGUUGUUGAAGUCUGUUGGUGCACAGAAGGACACCUAUACUAUGAAAGAGGUUAUAUUUUAUCUUGGCCAGUAUAUUAUGACUAAACGAUUAUAUGAUGAGAAACAACAGCAUAUUGUGUAUUGUUCAAAUGAUCUUCUAGGGGAUUUGUUUGGAGUGCCAAGCUUCUCUGUGAAAGAGCACAGGAAAAUAUAUACAAUGAUUUAUAGAAACUUGGUGAUAGUCAAUCAGCAGGAACCAUCAGAUUCAGGCACAUCUGUGAGUGAAAACAGGUGUCACCUUGAAGGUGGGAGUGUUCAAAAGGACCUUGUGCAAGAGCUACAGGAAGAGAAACCUUCAUCUUCAGAUUUGGUUUCUAGACCAUCUACCUCAUCUAGAAGGAGAGCAGUUAGUGAGACAGAAGAAAAUUCAGAUGAAUUACCUGGUGAACGACAAAGAAAGCGCCACAAAUCUGAUAAUAUUUCCCUUUCCUUUGAUGAAAGCCUUGCUCUGUGUGUAAUAAGGGAGAUAUGUUGUGAAAGAAGCAGUAGCAGUGAAUCGACAGGGACUCCAUCAAAUCCGGAUCUUGAUGCUGGUGUAAGUGAACAUUCAGGUGAUUGGUUGGAUCAGGAUUCAGUUUCAGAUCAAUUCAGUGUAGAAUUUGAAGUUGAGUCUCUUGAUUCAGAAGAUUAUAGCCUUAGUGAAGAAGGACAAGAACUCUCAGAUGAAGAUGAUGAGGUAUAUCGAGUUACUGUGUAUCAGGCAGGGGAGAGUGAUACAGAUUCAUUUGAAGAAGAUCCUGAAAUUUCCUUAGCUGACUAUUGGAAGUGUACUUCAUGCAGUGAAAUGAAUCCUCCCCUUCCACCUCAUUGCAACAGAUGUUGGGCCCUUCGUGAAAAUUGGCUUCCUGAAGAUAAAGGGAAAGAUAAAGGGAAAAUGUCUGAGAAAGCCAAACUAGAAAACUCAGCACAAAUAGAAGAGGGCUUUGAUGUCCCUGACUGUAAGAAAUCUACAGUGAAUGAUUGCAAAGAAUCAUGUGUUGAGGAAAAUGAUGAUAAGAUCACACAAGCCUCCCUAUCCCAAGAAAGUGAGGACUAUUCUCAGCCAUCAACUUCUAAUAGUAUCAUUUAUAGUAGCCAAGAAGAUGUCAAAGAGUUUGAGAGGGAAGAAACACAAGACAAAGAAGAAAGUGUGGAAUCUAGUUUUCCUCUUAAUGCCAUUGAACCUUGUGUGAUUUGCCAAGGUCGACCUAAAAAUGGUUGCAUCGUCCAUGGCAAAACAGGACAUCUUAUGGCAUGCUUUACAUGUGCAAAGAAGCUAAAGAAAAGGAAUAAGCCCUGCCCCGUAUGCAGACAACCAAUCCAAAUGAUUGUGCUAACUUAUUUCCCCUAGUUGAACUACCUAUAAAAGUAGAAUUAUAUAUUUCUAACUAUAUAAGCC
Molecule: messenger RNA, 1904 nt
Organism: Lipotes vexillifer (Yangtze River dolphin)
Lineage: Eukaryota; Metazoa; Chordata; Mammalia; Artiodactyla; Lipotidae
Gene: MDM2
Product: MDM2 proto-oncogene
Exons: 11
Coding region: 381-1856 (491 amino acids)
Biological process (GO): regulation of cell cycle; negative regulation of apoptotic process; protein ubiquitination
Cellular component (GO): nucleus
Molecular function (GO): ubiquitin protein ligase activity; identical protein binding; p53 binding
Source: RefSeq, a predicted model, not a curated record